CCCACCUCUUCCUCCGUCUUGGGCUUGUUUAGCAGCGCGUGCACUCACAGCUAGAAACUUCUGACCAAACUCAUGCCAGCACAUUGCACCCCUCCACCGCAAAAGGGGUAGAAGGGAGCAAACACGGGAUCGGAUAUAUCGUCAGAACAAUCGUAUAAGAUGCCAUCUCACCCUUUCAACGAGUACCCUGACCUAGAAGAGAUGAUGUGCAAGCAUCUACUGAGUCUGGACCUCAAGGAGCAGCACAGAGCAGCUCCGCCCCUCAGCCUGGAGAUGAGAACACCAGGUUUCUUCAGUCAGCCGUGUAAAAGCGCCUCAUUUUCUCUCUCAAGCCUCCCCACGGAUUCUCCAGAAAGUCUCUUUCUGACGUCCAGCCAAUGGGCGCAGCAGUCUGAGGGCCCCCUGCCCUCCCAGCGUGGUAAUUCCUCCCAGUGGGGAAAGAUGAGCUUUCUUUCCCAGCGCUCUGUCAGCAUGGUGGAGACGAGCUGCAUGCCAGCAGCAAGUCUAGGCUGGUCCAGGACUGAAAAGACUCACCUGGAUGAGAUGGGCCCCUCUGUUUUCAACGCUGUAUCUCCCACAUCAUCGGUCUCUGGCUCCUCCUCCUCGCGCUACAAAACUGAACUGUGUCGCUCUUUCACAGAGAAUGGGUUGUGCAAAUAUGGCGGGAAGUGCCAGUUUGCCCAUGGGUCAGAAGAGCUGCGUGACCUGAACAGACACCCCAAGUAUAAAACUGAGCCGUGUCGCACCUUCCACACCAUUGGUUUCUGCCCGUACGGGAUCCGUUGUCACUUUAUCCACAACAACGAGGAGGAAAAUAAGCACGCCUCUUCUCGCUCAUCACUCAUCAUUCCUCACCAGCUCCCGUCGUCAACGCGCUCACACAGACCCCCCCUCAUCAGGCAGAGUUUCAGCUUUGCUGGUUUCCCCUCUGUCCCUCAGCACGCCCUCCAGCCCGUCUCGGCUCCUCCUGCCGCUGGCUCAUUCACCUGUGGCUCACUGGCCUCGCCGUCCUGCGCUGACAUCACUGACCUUCUCUCCAACACCUUCAUGGACAUGGAUUCUGCCUUCGAGGCUUCUCCUGCCCAUCAGUGCCAGCCUUCUAUGAGCCAGAGUGCCCCAACUGACCCGCGGUCCCCGUUCCUGCCCUCUCCUGAUUCUGGCUAUUCCCCAUGCGCGCUCUCCCCAAGUGGCUCACCUUCUCUCAGGCAGAGUCCUGGCAUUGCCGAGGUCCUCUCGGGGCCACUUGGGGCACGCUCGUUGUCCUACACCUCUCUGUCAGACCAGGACCAGGAUGGAGGCAGCUCUGCUAGCUCACUGAGCGGUUCCGAUUCUCCCGGGGGGAAUAAUGAUAGCAGCGGCAAACGUCUGGCGGUGUUCAGUCAGUUGUCGGUUCCUGAAGAUGCUGCUGGCGUCUCUCUUUAGGCUGCAGAACAUUUUAAAGUCCGUGCAUGUGUUCGUACAGUUAUGUGCAGCGCUCUUUCACACGGUCUACACAGACGAUGUUCUUUGCACCUGUGUAGCAUUAAAGUUAACGAGGACUUACUGAGGGACUAAAGGCUGUUAGAUCUGCACAGUUAAGUUAUUCCUGUUCUGUCUGCAAACCAGUGAUUCAGAUAUUAAAAGUGUUGCCACCAAAACAGAUGACAUAUCGAGAUGUUUUACACUGACAAAAAUGUAUUUUAUCCUUUAUCUAAAUGGUGACCAGAGGGGAUUAAACACAACAUUAUAUAUAUAUAUAUAUAUAUAUAUAUUUAUAAUCCAAAUCACAGUGAGCUAUUGGUGUCGAACCCGAACUGCGUCUUUCACAAACCCCGAGUGACUUUAGUCUGCGAUGAAGCCAAAGAUGAUAUUUUUGUAGCUCAGACUCGUGAAACGCACUCGUGGUGGCCGACAGUUAGGAGUUCCUCCAAUUAUUGUUCUCAGUAUUGUUUAUAAGCUUGUGAAAUUGUUCUUUUCAUCCACAAUUUGCAGUAUGGGGGUUAUAUUUCCAUCACUGGGCCUUGAACCUGACAGGUUUUUACGCGAUGUGCCUGAACAAUUUUUAUUAUUUUUUUUAAUCAGAUCCUGUCGCAUUGUCGAACCAAUAUUGUGAUUAGUUAAGAGUUGUGAACAAAGGUGAGACUCUUCUUUUGUUGACGCUUUUAGGAGAGCGUCGAUGGUUUUGCCUGCCGGCUGCAGCAAGACGUCAGAAAUCAGUAGAUGGUGAGGAUUUAAAGAGACAAAAGCCUAAACGUUGACAUGACGUUUAAAAUCCUUUGUUUCUGUUGCUGAGUUGUUUGUCAACAAAUGUUACCAGCUCUCUUUGAUCCACAGAUGGUUUCUGACAUCUCAAUGUUUUUUUUUCCUCUGAUCCUCACAUGUCAUCAUUCAGUAUUACUACUUGCUGUUAAAGCUUCGUUUUGUUUAGACGUCCAUCUCCUCCACCUUCCUGAAGACUAGUUCCAGCAUAUUGUACGAUUUAGUAGUAGUGUUUUAGGAAAUGUUAGUGUGUGUGUGUGUGUGUGUGUGUGUGUGUGUGUGUGUGUGUGUGUGUGUGUGUGUGUGUGUGUGUGUGUGUCAUGUAGUUGGUUAGAGGGCCAGACCUCCUGUACGUUCUAUUUAAAACUGCCUUUUCAUCAACACGUUUGACACCUGUUUAGUGACGAGGUGAUCAUCUUUAGUAAAUUAAUUUCUUUAAUUUAUUUUAACGUAUUUAUAGAAGACUUCUCAGUUAACGCUUGUAUCGAGUUUAAUAUAUUUGGGUUUCUUCUGUGUUUGUACUUGAAAUAAAGGUUUCAUUUUUUUAAA
Nothobranchius furzeri (turquoise killifish) is the source of this 2787-nucleotide messenger RNA. Its product is annotated as mRNA decay activator protein ZFP36L1. Gene Ontology annotation, molecular function: metal ion binding; mRNA binding. The record is from RefSeq and is a predicted model, not a curated record. NCBI's taxonomy places the organism in Eukaryota, Metazoa, Chordata, Actinopteri, Cyprinodontiformes, Nothobranchiidae.